This is a messenger RNA of Linum tenue, 480 nucleotides long. The record is from the annotation of a GenBank genome assembly. Lineage: Eukaryota; Viridiplantae; Streptophyta; Magnoliopsida; Malpighiales; Linaceae.
AUGCCCUUUACCGAAUGGACUCUUGCUGUGGGAAAUGGGAAUGUGCCAGGAAAAUCAUUUCCUUCUAACCAAUCUACUGAUUGGAUAGAGAUUCCGGAAUCAUUACUGCUUCCUUCUUCAGGAAAUCCCAUCCAUACGAUUACGUCUACAGUCUAUCCUGACUUUGCUCAACGGUUCCAUAAUGUAUCGUACCUCACUGAAAGAUCCAUUAUCACACCGACCAAUGCAAAUGUCACAGAGAUCAAUUCUCAUAUGUUAGCUCUGAUUCCGGGAAUGCCACGCACAUAUUUUAGUGGUGACAGUCUUCAUACAGAUGCAAGCGAUCCAGACCGACUCGAAGCUGAAUAUCCCACUGAAUUCCUUAAUUCCUUGUCCUUCAAUGGCUGCCCUGAACAUCAGAUUGAUCUCAAGGUAUUUGCUCCAAUUAUGCUGUUGAGGAAUCUAAACCCAUCCUUGGUCUUUGUAAUGGUACACGCUUAA